AUGGUAGCCGACAUUGUCUGCUUUCCCUCAGCACACAUCAACCACCUCACCCCGCGCACCCUGGACAUCGAUGCCGUCCAAGCAGGGAUGAUUUCCCAGGGCCUCCCAGCAAAAGACCGCAUCGAGGGACCUCCCAGGAGGAAGUGCGAGAUCCUCCUUCGACAAACCAGCUUCAAGGCUUUGGAAGAAAGAGUCACUUUUGCUGGUGACGCCGACCACGCCGUUGACGGGACGCACACCGCCCGGUUUGGAGAGGUGGAACAGCGCGGUGCUGCUGUGACCAGAAAAGGCAGGGAGCUCUACGAUGCCUUGCUCGCCAAGGCUGUUGGUCGGAGUGAAAAGGAAGACAAGGACUCUGACAAGGUGCUGAAGGAGGUGUUUGCCGAGUACCCUGAUGAUUGGGAGGUUCUUAGGAAGGAAGGGUUGGUGUAUUUCCGCUAUCGGGUUGCUGAGGACAAGGUACCCGUUGCUGGCGCUCAUAAGCUGGAGGGGUCAGUGCACAUGGAUAGACUUCUGAAAGAGGGGGUUGUGACCUGCGAGCCGAUCACAUAUGAGGAUUUCCUGCCGUUCUCGGCGGCGGGUAUUUUCACUUCCAACCUUGGCGGGGAGAAGGACGGUGGUACUGAGAGGAAGCUCCAAAAGACAGAAGAGGAGAGCAAGAGCAGCCGUGUGCAGCUUGAGGGGUUGCUGGGGCGCAAGAUUCCAAGUGAGAUUGACCUGUAUGAUGAGCUGCAAACUGACAGUGUGAAGGAGUGUCAAGCUCUUCUUGGGUUGAGCGAGAUUGUGCUUGGGGCUUGA
This is a messenger RNA of Podospora pseudopauciseta, 798 nucleotides long. RefSeq lists its product as uncharacterized. The coding region runs from base 1 to 798 and encodes 265 amino acids. Gene Ontology annotation, molecular function: oxidoreductase activity. The record is from RefSeq and is a predicted model, not a curated record. NCBI's taxonomy places the organism in Eukaryota, Fungi, Ascomycota, Sordariomycetes, Sordariales, Podosporaceae. The transcript has a single exon.